Messenger RNA from Rotaria sp. Silwood2, 2721 nucleotides. NCBI's taxonomy places the organism in Eukaryota, Metazoa, Rotifera, Eurotatoria, Philodinida, Philodinidae. The record is from the annotation of a GenBank genome assembly.
AUGGUGAUACUACCAUCGAAUGAAGUCGAUCAUAGUGAAAAUCAUCCAAAGCAGAGACUAUCUUCUCAAGUUAGUGCUCCUGAAACUUCAACUUCAUCAUUAUCUUCAUCAUCGCCAUUACCAAAUGAUGAUACUAUUAAUAUUCUUCUUCUUGGUGAAACAGGAGUGGGUAAAUCAACCUUUAUCAAUGCUUUCGCUAACUAUCUCAUAUUCAAUUCAUUUGAGCAAGCAGAAUCAAGUGAACCCAUUGUAAUUAUUCCUGUUUCAUUUACCAUGACGAUUGGUGAUAAUUUUGAAGAACGAAUAGUCAAAUUUGGUGAAGUCGAUAGUUUUAACAAUGAAAAUUUCAACACUAUUGGUCAAUCUGUAACACAACAUUGUAAAUCUUAUGUAUUUGCUCUUAAUAAUGGUAAUGAAAGAAAAGUGAGAAUUAUUGAUACACCUGGUUUUGGUGAUACACGAGGUCUUGAUCAGGAUGAUCGAAAUAUGGAACAUACUUUACAAUAUAUCAAUAAUCUUACACAUUUGAAUGCUAUUUGUUUUCUUCUUAAACCAAAUGCAUCAAGAUUAAAUAUCUUUUUUCGUACAUGUCUUAUUCAAUUAUUUUCUCAUCUUGAUCCAACAGCUCAUCAAUAUCUUAAAUAUGAUGGUGAUGAUAAUGAUUAUAACAAGAAUGAUUCUAUAUUUUCACUGAAAACUAUAGCUGAUGAUGAUGCUAUAAUUUGUAACUUAACUAGUGGAGAUGAUCAUAUUCCAAUUCUAGUUGCUGAUCCACAAGCAUUCAAUACUUCAUUUGUUAAACAACGUCAACAAGCAAUAGACAAUCGAUCUUACCAAUUAACUAUAGAAUCAUCCCAACCAGAAUCUCUUCAACAGCUUACAGACAUCAUUAAGGCAUUUUCCUUUGGAAAAUCAAUUGUUGACAUUCAUUGGAUUAUAUUUUAUUGGAUUGUCCGUAACAUUCAGUAUGAUAUUGUACCAUUUAUACAUGGCAAAUGUAGUGACCAAUCACCAGAAAAAGUAUUUCAAAAAAGAAAAGCUAUUUCUGUUGGAUAUGCUAAUUUAUAUAAAUAUUUAUGUGAUCAAUUACAAAUGUCAUGUCAAAUAAUCAGUGGAUAUGCAAAAGGUCAUGAAUUUGAAAAUCACAUUGAUAUUCCUACUAAAAGUGAUCAUAAAUGGAAUGCUGUUGAGAUUGAUCAGCAUUGGUAUUUAAUAGAAUCAACAUGGGGUGCUGGAUAUGUAAAUGAACAGAAUAUUUUUCAACAUGAACCAAAUUCAUAUUAUUUUUUAUCACGUCCUAAUGAAAUGAUCUGUCAUCAUUUACCUAAUGAUGAUCAAUGGCAAUUAUUACAAACUCCAAUAAAAAUGGCACAAUAUUUAGAAAUACCUCACUUUCAUCCUCUUUACUUUGAUUUAAAUAUUGAAAUAGUUAGUCCACGUAACCGAUCUCAUCUCCAUCUUAUUCCUGGUAGAUCAUAUGCUCUAGUACUUCUGAAAGUGCCCUCAGAUGUCCAUCUCACGACAGAUUUAAAAUUAAACAAUCAAGUUAUUGAUGGUGGUAGUUAUAUUAUGCUCGAUAAACGUCAACAGAUUACUCGUAGUUAUUUUGCCCCAAGAAAUAUUGGUAGACAUAAAAUAUAUCUUUAUGGGAAAAGAGGUAAUUCAUUUACAGACGACUACAGAUCAGUAUUCAGCCUUGUACUUGAUGUGAAACAAAUACUAAAAAAUCCAAUUAGCUUUCCAAAAGUAUGGAAGAACUUUUUUGACUUCGAUUUGGAAGUGAUCUCUCCUCGAAAUACAUAUCUAAUUAAACUUGAUAAUGGAGAUAGGUAUUCAGAAAUUCUAAUAAAAACACCCGAAAAUAUUGAACUUCGUGGACAUCUUCAAAAUGAAAGACAGCAAAAAGUUACCGGUGGCGAACAAGUUUAUUAUGAUCGACGAAAAGUUAUCUGGCGAUGUAAAUUUGCACCUGAUCGAAAUGGUCUUUUCGAAGCACUUAUUAUGACUAAGAAAAAAACUGAUCCUGAAAUUUAUACAUCUGCUGUGGCGUUCCAAAUUGAAGCUCAACGGAUUCCAUUACCAUCCAUAUCAUAUCCUUCCACAUGGCAACUCUUUCAUGAUCUUGAUCUUAGAAUUGAAUCACCGCGAAAUCGUUCAAGCGCUUAUUGGUCUGAUAAUGCAACGUACACUGAAAUUUUUAUACAAGCACCUGAUGAUAUUCAACUUUCAUGUGAUAUCAAAUAUGAUAAUGUUAAAAUUGAAAAUGGAUCAUUAGCUCAAUUUAAUCAUGAAAAAAAACUUUGGCAACUUUUAUUUGCACCUGAACGAAUAGGUGAACAUGAACUUAUUGUAUAUUCGAAAAAAAAUAAUGAUAAUAAAUCUUCAUUAAAUCCAGUAGUCAAAUUCAAUCUAAAUGUGAAGAAACUUCAACGAUCAAUGAAGUUUCCUAUUACUUAUCAUAAAUUUCAAACCGAAAAAUGUCAAAUCUAUACACCGAUAGAUGGGAUCUUAAUGAAAGAGUCUAUUGUUCCAAUUCAUUGUGUCAUUCCAGGUGCAAAAAGUAUCAAUAUGACCGUUGAUUCACAAUUGCUCAAUAAUGAAGGUUAUAAAAAUCCAAUUCUGCAAAGACAUAUCAAAGUCGGAUCAAAAGAUGUAUUUAUCUAUGCCAAAUAUGGACAAAGCUCAUCUUUCGAUGCUUUGAUGAAAUAUACUGUUCAAUGA